Molecule: messenger RNA, 6424 nt
Organism: Paramisgurnus dabryanus
Lineage: Eukaryota; Metazoa; Chordata; Actinopteri; Cypriniformes; Cobitidae
Gene: pde2a
Product: phosphodiesterase 2A
Biological process (GO): signal transduction
Molecular function (GO): protein binding; 3',5'-cyclic-nucleotide phosphodiesterase activity
Source: RefSeq, a predicted model, not a curated record
CAGAAGAGAGGUUGGCUGUCAGUGUGUCUUCUCCUCCGGCUCAAGCUCUCACGGCUCUGAGAGACACAACACAAGUGUGUGCGUGUGUGUAUGUGUGUUUGCGUGUGUGUUUGUGUGUGUUACUGGUUUGUACAGAGCUUUGACACACAGAAGGCAAUGACAUGAACGUUCAUGAGAGGAAACGAGGAAGAGACGUACGCGGACAUCAAGUGUUCCUGAGGGCGGACGACACACCUGCUGUCUUACUCUCGAUACAGCACUGAGUGUAUAUCAGACCUCCAGAGAAACCCAAUGCAGCGGCACGCUUACAUCAGCGCCACACGCCACGAUGCAGUACAGGAUGCAUUGCUGCAGUUGGCCUCCAUUGUGGACGUCAGCAGCCUUCAGACAACCUUCAGAGAUGUGCUGGGAGCCGUCCUGCCCAAUGUGGAGUCCGUGUUUGUGUACCUGUCGGAUGAGGAGUCUCGACUCCGAUGUGAAGAUCCGGCUCAUGAGAUCCCGGCGGAGGGAAAGCUCAGAGAGACAGUUAACCAGCAGAAGAGACUUCAGUGUUCUGGUUUACCAGCAUCAGAACUUCACCAGAAACAAACCAACUCACUCGCCGCUCCAUUACCACCUGACAAACAAGCGCUUAUCAUACCAUUGGUUGAUCAGAGGAAGGUGAUAUCUGUGAUUCUGCUCUGCUGUAAACCGCUAACAGAACAAGACCAGCAAAACCUGAACAUUCUGGAAAAACAUAUGACCGUGACCUGUAAGCGAGUCCUGUACAUGCAUCCACACAGUCAAUCCCAUAAUGCACCAGUGGAAAACAAAACCAGCUCGCGGUCGGAGGACUACAGAGAACUCGACCGCAAGAUCUUACAGCUGUGUGGUGAGCUGUACGAUCUUGACGCCGUUUCUCUACAGCUUAAAGUCAUCAACUACUUACAGACAGAAACUCAAUCUCAAUGCUGCUGCUUACUGCUGGUGUCUGAAGAUAACCACCAACUCUUCUGUCAGGUUGUUGGAGAUAAAGUAUUGGAAGAGGAAAUCAGUGUUCCACUGAUGUUCGGACGGUUCGGGCAGGUGGUGGAGACAAAGAAAUCUAUUAGACUACAAGACGUCAGCCAGGAGGAGCGAGGUUUAUUGAGCAGUCUGUUGGGUUUUGAACCCAAUUCAAUGCUCAGUGUACCUGUGAUCAGUCAAGCCACUGGACAUGUGGUGGCACUAGCGUGCACCUUCAACAAACUGGGAGGACAGAGGUACAAUGAGACAGAUGAACAUGUUAUUCAACACUGUUUCUGUUACACAUCAACUGUCCUCACAAGUACACUCGCCUUCCAGAAAGAACAGAAACUCAAGUUUGAGUGUCAGGCUUUGCUGCAGGUGGCUAAAAAUCUCUUUACUCAUCUCGAUGAUGUAUCUGUGUUACUGCAGGAAAUCAUUGUUGAGGCCAGAAACCUGAGCAAUGCUGAGAUUUGUUCGGUGUUUCUGUUGGAUCGAGUCAGUCAUGAACUUGUGGCCAAAGUCUUUGAUGGAGGUGUGGUGAAUGAUGAUGAGAAGGAGUUUCGUAUCCCGGCGGAUCAGGGCAUCGCUGGUCAUGUUGCCACCACUGGAAAGAUUCUUAAUAUUAAGGAUGCGUAUUCUCAUCCUCUGUUUUACCGCGGUGUGGAUGACAGCACUGGCUUUAGAACAAGAAACAUCCUCUGCUUUCCCAUCAAAGAUGAAAAUGAAGAGGUGAUUGGAGUGGCUGAGCUGGUGAACAAAAUCAACGGCCCAUGGUUUAAUCGUUUUGAUGAGGAUUUAGCGACUGCAUUUUCCAUCUACUGUGGCAUCAGUAUAGCACAUUCUCUUCUGUAUAAGAAGGUUCAUGAAGCUCAGUUCCGCAGUCAUCUGGCCAACGAGAUGAUGAUGUAUCACAUGAAGGUGUCAGAAGAAGAGGUCACCAAACUUCUGUGUAUUGGCAUUGAGCCGGUCCAGAAAAUCCACCCGAACUUCGCUGAGUUCUCCUACACGCCGCGAUCGCUGCCGGACGACAGCACACCCAUGGGGAUUCUGAGCAUGUUUGAAGACUUGGGCUUUAUUAACACCUACAAGAUCGACAUGCACACACUGGCCAGGUUUUGUCUGAUGGUGAAGAAGGGCUACAGAGAUCCUCCUUAUCACAACUGGAUGCAUGCGUUCUCUGUCUCUCACUUCUGCUAUCUGCUGUACAAGAACCUGGAGCUCUCCAACUACCUCGAAGAUAUAGAGAUGCUUGCACUCUUUGUGUCCUGUAUGUGUCAUGAUUUGGACCAUCGAGGAACAAACAACUCAUUCCAGGUCGCGUCGCAAUCUGUCCUGGCAGCUCUCUACAGUUCAGAGGGAUCUGUAAUGGAGAGACAUCACUUUGCUCAGGCCAUCGCAAUUCUCAACACACACGGCUGCAACAUCUUUGAGAAAUUCUCUAGAAAGGAUUAUCAGAGGAUGUUGGAUCUGAUGAGAGAAAUCAUCCUGGCCACAGAUUUAGCUCACCAUCUGAGAAUCUGUAAAGAUCUUCAGAGGAUGGCUAAUGUUGGUUAUAACUCCAAGAAUCAAACCCAUCGCAGUCUUUUGCUGUGUCUGCUCAUGACCUCCUGUGACCUCUCAGAUCAGACCAAAGGCUGGAAAACCACCAGAAAGAUUGCGGAGUUGAUCUAUAAAGAGUUUUUCUCUCAGGGUGAUCUGGAGAAAGCCAUGGGCAACAGACCCAGUGAGAUGAUGGAUCGAGAGAAAGCUUACAUCCCUGAGCUUCAGAUCAGCUUCAUGGAGCACAUCGCCAUGCCAGUAUACAAACUCCUUCAGGAAAUCUGCCCGCGCUCGGCUGAACUUUACGAACGCGUGGCCGCCAACCGCGAGCAGUGGACCAAAGUCUCGCACAAAUUCACCAUACGCGGGUUGCCUAGUAACAACUCACUGGACUUCCUGGAUGAGGAGUUUGAGCUACUGCAGUCUCAGGGCGCGUUCGGUGACGAUUCCCACCGCGUCAACGGCUGCCUAGAUGACCAGUGAUGUCACUGGGGCAAAGGUCAGGUGUGACCAGUAGGUCAGGUGUGACUUCUCCCGUUUCCGCGGAGAUGGAUUGUCUGAGAUGCUGAAGGACGAUUAAGGAUUGAUGUGGAGUGAAACAAGUCUCAAUGAAGAUUAACACAGAUUUUCCCAAAAUUAAAACCCCAUUUAAACAUUUAUUUUUUCACUAAACUUACAUGAUAACAAAUUAUCACAAAGAAUGUAAUAAAACAUUUUAGCAAAGAACACAUUUAAAUUUUAUUAAAUCUGCCUACUAUUUUGUUUUGUAUUCGUUUUAUUUUGAAGCAAAAAGAAACUCAAGUCUUUUUUUCUCUUCUUUAAAUUGAAUUUUUGUCAGAUGAAACUGAUCUUUUCAUUAAUCUUUGUUUCCAAGUGGAAACAAUUUGGCUUCUCAGAUGUCAGUUUUCCCAGUUCACACAGAGAAAAACAACCAAACAACAUUUAUUUUCCAUUUCCCAAAUCCCCAAAACCCAAAACAAUUAUUGAAGAUCUCAUUGAAGCGGUUAGCAGCUGGAGCUCAUAGAGAGAAACCCGCUGUGACAUCUGUCCACAGACACUCAUGAUGAUGAUGAUGAUGAUGAUGAUGAGACUCUCUGUCUCUGUGUGUUUUAAGGGACUGUGAUGUCCUCCGAGGACACAGACUUUCUCAGGCUGGCAGAAUGAUGUCUCACAUGGAAUUUGCCUUACAAAUGUUUGUGUUGCCUUCCUGAGUGACUUUAGGAGAGAAAACCGUAUUAAAUCUGCCUAUCGAUGUACAGUUCUGAUAUAUGAAGAUCUGCUGUGUGUGAAUCUGUGUGACUGUAAGUGCAUUUGCCAAAAUCUGCUACAAAACAGAAGACAGAAAGUGAUUUCUGACAAAUAUGAGUUUGCUUUUAAAUGUUUUUCUGACAGACUCUCACAUAAGAUGAAAAUAUUUUUGUGACCCACACUGUAAAAAAGUGAAAGUUUGAUCUACUUAAAUAACUUCAAAAGGUAACACCUAAAAAAAUUAUAAAUUUAUAUUUUUCACUUUAAGAAAAAAAACGUUUAAUUGGUUAAAUGCUAUCAAAAAUAUUUUACCCAAUUAAUAAAAUGUAUGUAUUUUAAUUUCAUAUAAAAUUUCCAUUCAUUUGGAUUACAUACUUUUUUUUAAUCUAAACUAACUAAAAAACUUUAUGCGAUUGAUAUGUGUCCGUUAUAUGAAACCAGUAUAAAUAAAAUGUAUGUAAUAGUAUUACUAAAUCCAAUGUUUUUAAAAUUAAUAAGAAACAUCCAGUUUGACUUUAAUUCUGUCAGAGGGUUCUGUUUUAUUGAAAAAUGUUUGGUUACCAUAUGCCUGCAAAAAAAUGAAUGUCGUAGUACUUUGUCUUGUUUUCUAGUAUAAAUAUCUGAAAAUACUUACAUUUAGAUACGUUUACUUGGUAAGCAAAGAGGGCUUAAGAUUUUAAGUCUUGUUUACUGAAAUAAAUUAUGAAAUUAAAGAGUUAAGGCUAAAAACAAGUACAAAUAUCUGCCAGUGGGAUAAGAAAAAUAUAAGAAAAAAAUACAAACUUAUAUUGAGUUUAUUGAAUUAAUUUGAAACUGGAAUUAAGUUUAUAUUUUUAUUCCACUGGCAGAUAUUUAUACUUGUUUUAAGUAUAAACCUCUUGAUUUUCAUCAUUUAUUUCAAUAACAAGACGUAAUAUCUUAAGCCACCUUGCUUACAAAGUAAAUGUAUCUCAAUUUAAGUAUUUUCCGAUAUUUAUACUAAAAAACAAGACAAGAAUACUAAGAUAGACAUUCAUUUUUGUAGUGUAUUAUGGUGAUCAGUGUUUAUUUUAGAUGGACAUUAUGCUGAUCAGCAUUUACUGUAGUUGGGACUUAUGGUGAUCAGUGUUUACUUUAGUUGGGCUAUUUCUAAGCCUUAAAGUGUUUGUUUGUUUGUUUGUUUUUUGGGGGGGGGGCUGUUGUAAUGUGUAACAUAAACAAAUUACAACAGCCAAAAAACUUAAGGUUAAGAAAUCAAAGGUCAGUAGCCCAACUAAAGCAAACACUGAUCACCAUCAUGGUAACCAAACAUUUUCAAUAAAACAUCAACAUCUAACAUAAUUGAAGUCAAACUGGGUUUUUCUAAUGGAUUUAAACCAUUGGAUUUAGUAAUACUAUUACAUAAAUGUUAUUUGUACUUGUUUUAUAUAACUGACACAUAUCAAUCACAUAAAGUUUAUUAGUUUGUUUAGAUAAAAAGUGUCUAAUCCAAAUAGAUUAAAAUAUAUAUGAAAUCAAAAUACAUAAAUCAUAUUAAUUAGGCAAAAUAUUUGUUUGAGUGAUAGAUCGAACUUUCACUUUCACAUUGCAUAAUUGAUUACAACAGAGAGUGAAUCUCACAAAAAAAAACACAAAUUAGUGACAUGAAAAGUAAAAAAAUCUUAAUGCUUCUAAAAAAGCUUCAUUUUCUUAAUGCAAAAUCUAUGAUGUCACCCCUAAAUCAACUAUGACCUGAACACUUCUUGAGAGUUUUAGUGAGCCAUCAUGUUGAUGUUAAGUAACUACUGAAGGUUUAUACAACACAACUCAGUGCAGUGAAACUACUGAACGUCUUAAAAUCCAAACCUUCAGAGCACAAAAGAUCCCUGCUGUCCGACUCUGAAUGGUUUAGGAAAAAACUUUUGUGUUUGAUGAUAAAUAUUUUAGGAGUGUUAAAGAGCUCAUGUAAAGAGAAACUGCAGGAUUUCUAUCUUUGAGCCUUUCAGUUUUCUGAUGUCUGCUGUAUAAAAUAUUUAAAACAAACAAACUUGUGCUGGCAGUGAACUUGAAACUAAUUUUGAUGCUUUUCUUAUGAAGUCUAUUUCUGCAUUAGAUAUUAAUUUCAUAAUAAGAGAUUUGCUAUUGUUUUGUGCAAUAAGUGGUUCUUUCUUCACCUCAUGAUGUGUACAUAACAGCCAUUUCUAAAUUAUUACUUUUACACGCAACUUUAUUUGAUCUAUUUUCUGGUAUUUCUACACGUUUGUACCUGUACGUGAAAGUAAAUAAGAUCGGAUUUGUUUGUUUUUGAAUGAAUUCUCAUUCUCUAGUGCCAAUCACAUAACACACAGACUUCUGAUGUAAAUAUGUUUCUGAAUAUUUCAGCUGAAUCCAGGGAUUGUCAUUAGGAGUUAUUAUCAGCGUUCCCUUUACUAAGAGCCUGGAGAAGAGCUACCAAACAUCCAGGAAACAUCAACAUAAACAACUUGCUGCAUUUUAUCGUGUCUGAAUUAUUGUUUGUUCAGAUUUGAAGAUCUCCAUUACUGAUGUUCUGUGGUUUAUAUGGUGAUAAAUACAAACAACUGUGUAGAUAUUGUACAGGUUGAACUGUGUCUCUUACACAUGUCAAUGAAUUAGACAUUAUGAAAGAACAAUGAGAAAAUACUUUUUAUCCAAAUAAAUGUCUUCAAAUGGC